AUGCCUGAUGUGUUUCCUGGUCCCGAAGGAGAACCGCAAUCGGAUAGGAUGCUUGAGAUGAAACUCUUCCACCACUAUCUAACAGAGACAUACAUCACACUCUGUCAAGGGCGUCUAGAUGCUCACCACUUUCAAGUGGUUGUCCCACGGAUCGCGGUCUCUCAUGCCUUCUUGCUAGACAGUCUACUAGCAAUGUCUGCUCUUCAUCUAGCGUACCUGAACACUCAUGAUAACCGUUCAUGGCUCGGGAUUGCCCUUAAAUACCAGAACAGAGCCUGUUCAGCAUUCACCCGUGUACUCGCGGAAAUGACACCCGAGAACUGCGCACCAGCAUUCCUGUGCUCCAUCUUCAUUAUGCUCUGCGCAACGGCCUACCCGUGUGUCACCCAGGACAAGCAUACAUUCGAGCCUUUGUCCCAUGUCUUGGAGAUCCGGCAGCUCAUAGCGGGAUGUGCAUUUCUUUUUGAACAGCUUAGCGGCAUGGAAUAUCGGGGUGACCUCCAAGGGUGGCUGAAGUACAAGGAUGACGAGAUCGAUCAAGAUGGGAAUCCCUACCAGUACUUGCUUUCCCUCUUUCUUUCCAUGACAGUAGAUGCCAUUAUAGAGUCUUUGCAGCGGGUGCAAGACAAAUUUACCAGCCUUGGUGGGCCGAAUCAGACAACGUACCAAAACACGUGGGAUAUUCUUCAUGAAGCCAUCAAACGAUGGCCAUUCGGCGGCCCAAACGGUGGCAUUAUUGCGUGGCCCAUAAACAUCAGCGAAGACUACAUUGCUCUGCUAAAAAGUGGAGACUGGGUGGGCCGGGUGCUAUUUCUACACUACGGGGUCGGAUUGCACCUUCUCUCCGACAAGUGGUUUGUCCGAGACUGGGGCCGACGUCUUAUUGAAACAGUCCUGCAAUCGCAGGAAGAUAUACCCCCAAUUUGGACCGAAACCAUCACCUGGACAAAGGAGGCUUAUCCAUGGUUGAUUACAUACCAUGACUCGACAUUCCGGGGAACCUCAACGGCCUUGGCGGGAUGGCUGCACUUCAAUUGGAGAGGCCACCGUUCGGCUCAUUACGUCGGGCAAGCCGAACCCGGCCAGCGUUAUCGCGUGACUUGGGCCCGCGAUCCGGCGACGUAUCUGCGCUGUCGCUUUGGCCCUACCCAUCCCAACUUCGAAAGUCUUUGCGACAUGGAGACCUAUCAGUCAAGGCAAAGUUCGAGCCAAGAUGCGGAGAAACAGCCACUUCUUGAAACCUGGGAGACCCCGAUCCAGCGAUCGCAGUGGACCUUGUUACACGACACGCGACUCAGCACUUCAACUAUGUUCCGCCUUGCGAAGUUCACAGUAUUAUCGACGCUCCUAUUAACUAUAAUAACGAUACAUCUGCCAAGUGUGCUCACCUCACCUCUUGAAUUUGCGACUAGCCGGUUUGACCGAACGAGUGAAUUGGAGGAAGGGAAGCGCGGUGCAGUGGCGAGCGAAAGUGCUAUCUGCAGUCGCCAUGGAACAGAUAUAAUAAACAUUGGUGGAAAUGCAGCUGACGCGGUGAGUAACGAUCUAGCUGAUCUGUCGGUCGUGCGUCACCCUGCUGACUCCAAUCUCUCAGAUGGUUGCAACAAUGCUUUGCGCAUGUACCAUAGUGGAAUUGGAGGAGGUGGAUUCAUGCUGGUUAAGACCCCUGAAGGCUCCUUCGAGGCCAUCGAUUUUCGCGAAACUGCCCCGGCGGCAGCUUUUCAGGAUAUGUUUGAGAAUAACACAGAGGCAGCCGUUAGUGGUGGCCUUGCAAGUGCCGUUCCUGGGGAAUUGCGUGGUCUUGGGUAUCUCCACAGCAAGUAUGGCUCGCUCCCCUGGUCAGCUGUUGUGCAGCCUGCAAUUCAAACCGCACGGGAGGGGUGGCCAGUCGGGCAGGACCUGGUCCGCUAUAUGAAAGCUGCUGUCGGGGACGGCGAAGACUUUCUGUCUCAGGAUCCUACCUGGGCGCUCGAUUUUGCUCCCAAUGGAACCAGGCUCGGUGUUGGUGACACUAUCACGCGGAAACGUUAUGCGGCCACACUGGAGACCAUCGCAAACGAGGGCCCCGAUGCCUUCUACUCUGGAUCAAUCGCGAAGACUAUGAUAGAUGCGGUACAGAAAGCCAACGGUACAAUGACGCUUGAGGAUUUGGCCAAUUACACGGUCGCUAUCCGAAACAUCUCAGAAAUUGACUAUCGCGGCUAUCGGAUUACUAGCACCUCGGCCCCAUCAAGUGGUAUCGUGGCUAUGAACGUUCUCAAAGUUCUGGGUACCUACGAUGACCUUUUCAGUCCGGAUAAUCGGAACCUGAGUACCCAUCGAAUGGACGAGGCUAUACGGUUCGGAUAUGGAUUGAGGACUAAUUUAGGGGAUCCGUUUCUCCUCGAUGGCAUGGACACGUACCAGGAAAUGAUGCUAGCGGAUUCCACUGUUGAAGAGAUCCGGAAGAAUAUAUCCGACCAGCAUACCCAGGCCGUGUCUGCCUACGACCCGCAGGGAUAUGAGAGUCUUGAAACACCGGGUACCUCACAUAUUGCAGCCAUUGAUCACAGUGGACUUGCCAUUUCUGCGAUCACGACCAUUAACCUGCUUUUCGGCUCCAAAGUUAUGGUUCCUGAGACUGGUAUCAUCAUGAACAAUGAGAUGGAUGACUUCUCUAUUCCUAAUUCGUCCAAUUCCUUUGGCUAUAUCCCCUCUGAAGCAAACUUUAUACGACCCGGGAAACGCCCACUGUCCUCUUGUACCCCAACCAUUGUGACCCACCCUAACGGAACAGUGUUCUUCGUAGCCGGCUCGGCAGGAGGUAGUCGGAUUAUUACUGCCACCGUCCAGAACAUUAUACACGCCAUCGACGAAGGACUUUCAGCGGCAGAAGCCUUGGCCCAGCCGCGCCUUCAUGAUCAACUGGUCCCGAAUCGUGUCACUUUCGAGUACGAUUAUGACAAUGAGACCGUGUCCUUCAUGGAGGCAAGAGGUCACAAUGUGACCUGGGUUGGUCCAGGGGAGAGCACGGCGCAGGCAAUUCGGGUUCUACCGAAUGGAACUUUUGACGCUGCAGGGGAGCCUAGACAGGCUGAUUCUGGAGGGUUCGCUGUUUGA
Aspergillus welwitschiae is the source of this 3099-nucleotide messenger RNA. Its product is annotated as gamma-glutamyltranspeptidase-domain-containing protein. Gene Ontology annotation, cellular component: plasma membrane. Gene Ontology annotation, molecular function: glutathione gamma-glutamate hydrolase. The coding region runs from base 1 to 3099 and encodes 1032 amino acids. The transcript is spliced from 11 exons. NCBI's taxonomy places the organism in Eukaryota, Fungi, Ascomycota, Eurotiomycetes, Eurotiales, Aspergillaceae. Gene Ontology annotation, biological process: glutathione catabolic process. The record is from RefSeq and is a predicted model, not a curated record.